CUAGAACCAAGCUAGAAGUCUAGAACUGCAACUAGCACGAAGUCACGAACAACAGGUUUUGUCGAUUGAGUCGGGUAAUUGUUUUGCUCUUUGCUUGACGCGCACUGUCAACUAGACAUUGGUCUUCUUAUUUCCUUGCCUUUUUGAAAAUAUGGCAGCCGAACGAUUGAGUCCCGGAGAUCCCAAUUCCUUCUCGAGGCCUGAUGAAGUAAGAGUUACACACAUGAACCUUGAAUUAGAGAUCAAUUUUGACACCAAGAUUUUAUCUGGUCAUGUUGUGCUAUCUGUGGAAAAAGUCAAUGCUGAGGCAAAUUCUUUGAUUCUUGACAGCAGAGACUUGACUGUAUCAAUGGUACAGGACUUUGAAACCAAACAAUUACUAAAGUUUGAACUUGGCUCAAGCUCCACAACUUUUGGAGAAAAACUCGAAAUACAUUUCUCAGGCAGUCAAACAAUAAAGCAGAAAAUUGCAGUGCACUAUACUACUUCACCAAAAUCAACAGCUUUGCAAUGGUUAAGUCCAGAACAAACUUUGGGGAAAAAACACCCUUUCCUUUUUAGCCAAUGUCAGGCUAUUCAUUGCCGAUCUUUGGUUCCCUGUCAAGAUACUCCUAGCAACAAGGUUACCUAUGAAGCAAAGAUAUCCGCCCCGCAUGAUUUAACUGUAUUGAUGAGUGCUAUUCGUCAGGGAGAUCCAGUCCAAGUUGGCGACAGAAAAACUCAUAGCUUUCAUCAGCCGGUUCUGAUCCCUUCUUAUCUAUUAGCUGUCGUUGCCGGAGAUCUUCAAUCUCGUCAGAUAGGGCCACGCUCCCAUGUUUGGGCCGAACCUGCUAUGCUCGAUAAGGCUGCUUACGAAUUUGCUGAAACUGAAGCCCAACUGAGUGCUGCCGAAGAUGUUUGUGGACCUUAUGUCUGGGGAGUGUAUGAUUUGUUGGUUUUGCCUCCUUCUUUCCCAUUCGGAGGCAUGGAAAAUCCGUGUUUGACUUUUGUCACGCCAACAGUGAUAGCAGGGGACCGUUCGCUUGUCGAUGUGAUUGCACAUGAAAUUGCUCACAGCUGGACUGGAAAUUUAGUCACCAACAGCAACUUUGAACACUUUUGGCUGAAUGAGGGUUUUACUGUUUUUGUUGAGCGGAAAAUCAUCGGACGUCUACAUGGCGAAGCUUUUCGGCAUUUUGCAGCAAUCGGCGGGAAAACAUAUUUAGCUGAUACAAUUGAAUCAAUGGGAGCUUCUAAUCCGUUGACGUCAUUGAUGCCAGAUCUUACUGGCAUUGAUCCGGAUGAUUCCUUUUCAACUGUUCCAUACGAAAAAGGACAGGCUUUUCUAUGGUACCUAGAGGACUUAGUUGGAGGAUCGGGCGAGUUCGACCCGUUUCUUAAAUCAUACAUAGCCAAUUUUCAAUAUCGUUCAAUAAAAACGGACGAUUUUGUUGAAUAUAUCAAGCAUUACUUCCAAAAGACCCCAGCCGCUGAAAAACUGGAACAAGUUGAUUGGAAAACAUGGUUUCAUUCUCCUGGAAUGCCACCGACAUUCGUAAACUAUGAUGACAGUUUAGCCAAAGCCUGCAAAGUGCUUUGUCAGCGAUGGAGUGAUUGGAACGAACAGGGCUGUCUUGAACCAAUGUCAAUGUCUUCUGAUGAUUUAAAAACAUUGUCGCCCGCUCAAAUUCAAGAGUUUUUAGCCCAGUUGUUAAUGGGGCCGCCUUUGUCUUGCCAAGCUAUUGAGAAGAUGCAACAACUGUACAGUUUCAACGGCAUUCAGAACGCUGAAAUAAAGUUAAGAUGGUUACGUCUUUGUCUGAAAGCACAAUUUAAGGAAGUGAUUCCUUUAGCAGUUGAAUUUGCUACUUCACAAGGACGGAUGAAGUAUUGCCGACCGAUAUUUAGGGAUUUAUAUAACUGGGAAGUCGCUCGUCCUUCAGCAUUGGAUGCCUACGAAAAAGUAAAAGACCAAUGGAUGUAUGUGUGCGCUUACACAGUAGGGAAAGAUCUCCAUGUGGUUCAAUGAUUUGCCAACUAUUUGUGUCCAAAUUCAAAAUAGGGCUAAAUUUGACAUGCUUGGGUUAAUUAUCAAUAAAAAGCUUUUGGAGAAUUUA
Molecule: messenger RNA, 2096 nt
Organism: Daphnia pulicaria
Lineage: Eukaryota; Metazoa; Arthropoda; Branchiopoda; Diplostraca; Daphniidae
Product: leukotriene A-4 hydrolase-like
Exons: 16
Coding region: 152-2008 (618 amino acids)
Biological process (GO): proteolysis; peptide catabolic process
Cellular component (GO): cytosol
Molecular function (GO): metallopeptidase activity; epoxide hydrolase activity; zinc ion binding
Source: RefSeq, a predicted model, not a curated record